Cucurbita pepo subsp. pepo (vegetable marrow) is the source of this 832-nucleotide messenger RNA. RefSeq lists its product as uncharacterized. Lineage: Eukaryota; Viridiplantae; Streptophyta; Magnoliopsida; Cucurbitales; Cucurbitaceae. The record is from RefSeq and is a predicted model, not a curated record.
UCAAGAUUGUUUCGGGUUUCGAUAAUCUAUAAUUCAUCUCGUGUUAUUAUCUUUGGACUGUUUUGAAGAUUCAAUGGCUACUCGCUUCUCAACUUUCGUAUUCCCCCUCAUACUGAGUGUUUCUAUGUUGAUGAGCUUCGAUUGUUUUGUGAUGACGGUGAGUGCGAGGAAUCUUUUGGAGUCACCAUUACUCAAGGUAUCUGAAGAGCUUCCGAAACUAGAAGUACCCAGUUUAUCAAAGCCUGAACUUCCUCCAUUGCCGAAGGUUGAGUUGCCUCCUUUGGAAAAGCCUAAAGUACCCGAAUUGCCAAAGCCUGAGCUCCCAAAAUUGCCUCAAUUGCCUCCUUUGGAAAAGCCUAAAGUGUCGGAAUUGCCUAAACCUGAACUCCCAAAAUUACCUCAGUUGCCUCCUUUGGAAAAACCUAAAGUGCCCGAGUUGUCAAAGCCUGAGCUCCCAAAAUUACCUGAGUUGCCUAAACUUGAGGUUCCCGAAGUACCAAAAUUGCCUAACUUGCCGAAACCCGAACUCCCUAAGUUGCCUGAAUUUACACCUCUACCAAAGCCCGUUUUGCCUACCUUUCCAAAGGACAUACCCAUCCCUUCGUUCAACCCACCACACACAACUACCAUUAAACCUUGAAUACUAUAUUCAACUUUCGUCUACCUUGGUUGAAUUAAAUAUACAUUCAUAUACGACUUGAAAACUAUACUUCGUUUUUUUCUUCUUUUUAAUUAUCAUUUCUAGUAAGCAUAUGAGAGGUUUAUAUAUCUUGUCCCAAUUCUUGUUUGUUUCGUGUUCUUAUACUUGUAAGAUGUUAUCUUCUGUAUGAAA